AUGGUGAACAGUCUCUGGUUUCAGUGGAAGAGCCUCAAGCUCCCCUGGCGCAGAUCCCGCCUUGCUGGCCAGGAUCUCGCCGGAAACACAUUCUGGGAAUAUAAGGACGAUAUUAACGCCAACCGAUGGCGGAGAAUGCUGAAGCCGGACCCGAAGAUGCAUUUGAGCGAUGUGAAGGUUACGCCACAAUGGCACCAAUGGCUCCGAUACGUCCGCGAACACGCUCCGACCAUCGAAGAACAGCGGCAAGAGGUCAUGCGGCAAAUGCAGAUCAAACAGCUCGCCCAACUCGCCGACGAGCGUUGGCAUAGCAAACCUUCAUUCCUCGAUAAACCCCAAACCCCGAAGUCAAAACUCAACGAAGGCUCCGUGAACACAACGUUCAGAGAUACCCCUGAAUCAGCGCAACACCACUCGGCUUCGCAGCGCGGGCCCGCUUCUCAAUCAAAGCCUUCAAAAGAAGAAAAUCCAUGGGCCAAGGCAGAUAACCGCAACCCUGGAGACAGCUGGCAGCCAGAGGCCUGGUCGCCCAACGCCAAAAGGUGA
Molecule: messenger RNA, 546 nt
Organism: Penicillium argentinense
Lineage: Eukaryota; Fungi; Ascomycota; Eurotiomycetes; Eurotiales; Aspergillaceae
Exons: 3
Coding region: 1-546 (181 amino acids)
Biological process (GO): mitochondrial respiratory chain complex I assembly
Cellular component (GO): membrane
Source: RefSeq, a predicted model, not a curated record